CGACAAAACCUCAAGAAAGCUUCUUACCUCCCAACAUCCUUUUUCCUGCGACUAUUCAUCUACCCCAUCUCUCCGUAAUUGUCGCUUCUCCUUUCCUCCCAAGUCGCUGAAAUUGGAGGAUCGGUCAUCUACUUUCUUUUUUAAUAUCUGGAAUUUCUCUUUCUUGCCUCCUUCGUCCUUCUCGCCAUGUUCCGAAGCCUCCUGCCGCGGGCGACACCUCGGGCUGCCCUCCGCGCUGCUCGCCCUCAAUCGGUCCCUUCGCACUUUGUCCCUGCGUCUUCGCUCACUAUUCUCGGCCAGUCAAGCCGUGGUUAUGCCUCUGAGUCCGGUGAACACGAUAUUGUGAUCAUUGGUGGUGGUGUCGCUGGAUACGUUGCUGCUAUCAAGGCCGGUCAGGAGGGUUUCAAGACCGCAUGUAUUGAGAAGCGUGGCCGUCUCGGAGGUACUUGUCUUAAUGUCGGCUGUAUCCCCUCGAAAUCCCUCCUCAACAACUCCCACCUCUAUCACCAGAUUCUGCACGACACAAAAAAGCGCGGUAUCGAGGUCGGUGAUGUCAAGUUGAACCUCGAGCAGAUGAUGAAGGCCAAGGACACCUCCGUUGAGGGCCUGACCAAGGGUAUUGAGUUCCUGUUCAAGAAGAACGGAGUUGACUACAUCAAGGGUACUGGUGCGCUGGUGGACCAGAACACUGUCAAGGUCGACCUGCUCGAGGGUGGUGAGCAGACUCUCCGCGGAAAGAACAUCAUCAUUGCCACCGGUAGUGAGGCAACUCCUUUCCCCGGCUUGAACAUCGACGAGAAGAGAAUCAUUACCAGCACUGGUGCUCUUUCUCUGAAGGAGGUCCCCAAGAAGAUGGUUGUUAUUGGUGGUGGUAUUAUUGGUCUGGAGAUGGCUUCCGUUUGGUCUCGUCUCGGAGCCGAAGUCACCGUCGUCGAGUUCCUCGGUCAGAUCGGUGGUCCCGGCAUGGACGCUGAUAUCGCCAAGCAGGCCCAGAAGCUCCUCCAGAAGCAGGGUAUCAAGUUCAAGACUGGCACCAAAGUGACCAAGGGCGAUGACAGCGGCGCUACAGUUUCCCUCUCCGUGGAGUCUGCUAAGGGUGGCAAGGAGGAGACCCUGGAUGCCGAUGUCGUCCUUGUCGCCAUUGGUCGCCGCCCCUUCACCGAGGGACUCGGCCUGGAGAAUGUCGGAAUCGAGAAGGAUGAGAGGGGUCGCCUGGUUAUUGACCAGGAGUACCGCACCAAGGUCCCCCACAUCCGUGUCAUCGGUGACUGCACUUUCGGCCCCAUGCUUGCCCACAAGGCGGAGGAGGAGGCUGUUGCCGCCAUCGAGUACAUCCAGAAGGGAUACGGCCACGUCAACUACGCCGCCAUUCCUAGCGUCAUGUACACCCACCCCGAGGUCGCCUGGGUUGGCCAAAACGAGCAGGAGGUCAAGGCCGCCGGUAUCAAGUACCGUAUCGGUACCUUCCCCUUCAGCGCCAACUCUCGCGCCAAGACCAACCUCGAUAGUGAGGGUCAGGUCAAGUUCAUCGCCGACGCGGAGACCGACCGCGUGCUCGGUGUCCACAUCAUCGGCCCCAACGCCGGCGAGAUGAUCGCCGAGGCCACCCUUGCUGUUGAGUACGGCGCCUCUUGCGAGGACAUUGCCCGUACCUGCCACGCUCACCCUACCCUUGCGGAAGCCUUUAAGGAGGCUGCCAUGGCCACUUACUCCAAGGCCAUCCACUUCUAGACUCCCUCCUAACUAUAUCCUCGUCGAUUCUGUACCUUUCUCCUCUAGUCUAGCCAUGCUAGCCAUCUCCGUGUAGCAUUGACAUAUUAUAUCUCCUAUGUUGGUUGUGCUGUAUUC
Molecule: messenger RNA, 1848 nt
Organism: Aspergillus ochraceoroseus IBT 24754
Lineage: Eukaryota; Fungi; Ascomycota; Eurotiomycetes; Eurotiales; Aspergillaceae
Product: dihydrolipoyl dehydrogenase
Exons: 4
Coding region: 187-1731 (514 amino acids)
Cellular component (GO): oxoglutarate dehydrogenase complex; mitochondrion
Molecular function (GO): flavin adenine dinucleotide binding; dihydrolipoyl dehydrogenase (NADH) activity
Source: RefSeq, a predicted model, not a curated record